AUGCUGGUGUUACUAGCGGCGGGAGCAUAUAUGGAUGCUCCUUCUGCUGUAAAUGGAUAUCGGACUGCUUUGUUCACGCCUGCCAUAUAUGGGAAAUCGGCUGAAGUUGUCAGAUUCCUCGUUGAGGCGGGAGCAAAUGUGAAUGCUACUGUGGGUUCUGAUGAGGGAGGAUGGACUAUCCUAGACCUUUGUCUUGAGCAUGGGGAGAUUUAUGAUAUGCUCCUCGCGGCCGGAGCGGUUGCUAGUAUUGAUGCUAGGGCAGCAGCAGUUUGGAGACAGGAUAAUAUUAACGAACAGUGGUAA
Messenger RNA from Penicillium waksmanii, 303 nucleotides. RefSeq lists its product as uncharacterized. The transcript has a single exon. NCBI's taxonomy places the organism in Eukaryota, Fungi, Ascomycota, Eurotiomycetes, Eurotiales, Aspergillaceae. The record is from RefSeq and is a predicted model, not a curated record. Gene Ontology annotation, molecular function: protein binding. The coding region runs from base 1 to 303 and encodes 100 amino acids.